GGAGCAACCAGGACUAGAACCUGGCGCCCAUAUGGGAUGCCGGUGCCGCAGGCAGAAGAUUAACCUAGUGCGCCAUGGAGCUGGCCCUGGAUUUAAAACAUUUUUUUUCACCAAAAUAAACUUAUCUUUAAAUUCUGGUUGUCCAGGAACUUUUUGAAGUACCUCAUAUUUGUACUUAUGGGUUGCUGAAACAUUUUAUUAAUUUGUUAUCGUCAACCUCCUUGUUUUAAAGUUGCUAGAUUUCCAAAUUCUGGAUGCCAGAAGCUCAACAUUUUAUGGUAGUGUGGGAAAGGACUUCUCCUAUAGUAUGUGUCAUGUGCACAGGCUAACUGGUCUUUCCUGCUCACCUGGGGCUUUCCUGUACACCACUCAAAUAAAUAAAUAAAUAAAUAAAAUCUUAAAAAAAAAAAAAAGACACUGGUUAGGAUGACCAUUCCUGCACAGAGGGCCUAAGCUGGAUUUUCCUUCCAGGCUUCUGACUCUCACUUCCGGUUAACGUGGGCCCUGGGAGGCAGCAGGUGAUGGCUCAGGUGGCUGGGUCUCUGACACUCCCAUGGGAGAUGUGGAUUGAGUUCCUGGCUUUGACUUGACCCAGUCCUGGCCACUGUGGGCACGUAAGGAGCAAACAAAUAGAAUGUAGCUCUCUCUCUGACUCUCAAAUAAGAAAAAAAAAAUGCAGAAUUUUUCUCAGGCACCACCCCAGACCUCCUGAAUCAGGAUCUGUAGUUUUUUUUUUUUUUAAAGAUUUAUUUUAUUUAUUUGAAAGCGUUACAGAGAGAGGUCUUGCAUCUGCUAGUUCACUCCCCAAAUGGCCACAACAGCCAGAGCUGAGCCAGUCUGAAGGCAGGAGCCAGGAGCUUCUUUUGGGUCUCCCACGUGGGUGCAGGGGCCAAAGGACUUGGGCCGUCUUCUGCUUUCCCAGGCAAUAGCAGGGAGCUGGAUCAGAAGUGGAGCAGCCAGGACUUGAACCAGCACCCAUAUGGGAUGCCGGCACUGUAGGCCGGGGCUUUAACCUGCUGCACCACAAGGCCAGCCCCAGGAACUGUAGUUAUUUGUAUUUAUUGGGGUCUCACUAGACCCAAAUCCAGUUCAGUUGAGUGCAUUCUCACCUGGAGGCUGUGGGGAAGAUUCGCUUUUCCAAUUCAUUCCAAUUGUUGGGAGAAUCCAGCCCCUUCCAGUGUAGGGCUGAUGUCCCCAUUCCGUUCUGGUUCUCAGCUCCUGUAGGCUGCAGUCAAGCUGUUUCCAUGUGGCCCCCUCCAUCUCCCAAGCCAGCAAUGCCGUGUUUCAUAUAUAGAAUUUAUUCUCUCUGUUACCGGCUACAGAAAAAUCUCUGCUUUUUAAAGGCUCGGAUAAUAGGUUAGCACUACGUGGACAAUCUCUCCAUCCUGUUAAAAGGAAUUGUUUAUUUUUGAUUUGAGCGGUAGAGGGGGAGAGGGAGGGAGAGAAGGGAAGGAGACAGAGGCAGAGAACUGCCGUCUUUGGGUUCCCUCAACAAAAUGCCUGCAAGAGCCUCUGUCUGGGGCUGAAGCCAGGAGCCAGGAACUCACUCCCACGUGGGUGACAGGGACCCAGCGACUUGCACCAUCACCUGCCUUCUCGCAAGGUGCAUAUUAACAGGAAGCUGGAAUCAAGAGUGGACCCAGGACUUGAACCCAGCCACUCUGAUAUAGGAUAUGGGCAUCCCAAGUGUGUCUUAACUGCUGGGCCAAAUACACACCGCUAAUCUCCCUUUCUUAGAGCCAACUGGCUGGUAACCUUAAUUAUAUCUGAAAAAUUUCUUCUGCCAUACACUGUGUCAUAAUUGUGGGAGGAAUCAGGGAAUGACCAUCACGGGGCCAUCGUAAAAUUCUUCCCAGGGGCUGGUGUUGUGCUUACUGGCAUCGCUUAUCAGAGUGCUGGUUCAAGUCCCGGAGGCUCCUCUUCCCAUUGAGCUCCCUCCUAAUGUGCCUGAGAAGACAUGGAAGAUGGCCCAAGAAUUUUGGUCCCUACCCCCAUGUCGGGGGCCCCGGUGGAGUUCCUGGCUCCUAGACCUGGCUGUUGUAACCAUUUGGGGAUUGAACCAGUGGAUAGAAGUUGUAUAUUUCCGCCCCCCCCUCCCUCCUCCCUUUCCUGCCCCCUUCUCUGUUGCUCAAAUAAAUGAAUCUUUCAAAUAAUAAAUCUUAAAAGAAUUCUGCCUGUUGCACCUGCUGAAAUUUACUGCUUGUUUCCCCAUGACUGCACCGUGAGCGCAGGAAAACUCAUGUUUUAGUCUUCAUGUGAUUUUCUUUCUUUGGUCUUGUUACAUCUAGCAAUAUUACUGUGUCUCACCCUGUAUGGGCCAAAUUGUUCUCUAGGACGUAGAAUACAUGACAGAAAAAGAGACUACAGCAGAUUAAACAGGGUUCAUUGUAGACUUGAGUUGUGGCCGAGCAGUGUGUGUUACAGGGGGUUUGCUGAAGGAGGGUCCAGGUUGCUAGAAGUUCUAGUCGGAACCAUUUUGUUCAUCUAUGUAUUUCUGACGGUUAGUGCUACGUUUACAACACGUGUCAAGUAUAUGCUUUCUGGAGAAUAUGCAUCCCUCUAUGGAACUUGGCUAUUUUUAUGUUUGCCUUUUCUUUGAAUUCUUUAAUUGUUUUAAAUAAAUUUGAAACUGAUAUUCCCCCUCAUCUUCAUUUUUUAAACUUAAUUAAAAGUUCAUUCACAUUAAUUGUUUUGCUUCUGUUUUGAGCAUUGAAAUAAAUUCUCCUAAUUGGUAAUAUAUAGUUGUGAUAGCGUUAAGUAGUAAUUCCUAUCCCAUUGUUUUGUGACUAUUAGUUUGUCAUAUAGCAGGCCCUAACAAAAAGUUAUUUUGGCUUUUGUAUUUUAGAUGAUUUUGUUUUAUAAUGAGUGCUAGAAUCUAUCAUGGCUUUUUCUCCUCAUUUCUCAAAUAUCCUUCCAUAGUUUUGCCUAUUUAUUUUUUCAAGUGAGUAUUUUUUUAGAUGAAUUAUUUAAAAAAGAUUUUAUUUAUUUCUUUAAAAGGCAGACUUGAGAGAGAGACAGGGAGAUCUUCCAUCUUCUGGUUCACUCCCCAAAUGGCCACAAUGGCGAAGGCUGGGACUGGUGCUGAGCAAGUCUCUAGCCAGGAGCUGGGGGCUUCAUCUGGGUCUCUCACAUGGGUGCAGGGGCCCAAGCACUUGUGCCAUCCUUCGUUGCUUUCCCAGGCCAUCAGCAGGAGCUAGAUUGGAAGUGGAGCAGUCGGGACUCGAAACCAGCGGCCACACGGGAUGCCGGCAUCACAGGCUGCUGCACAGUCUGCCACACCACAAUGCCGGCCCCUCGAGUGAAUUUUAUCAAGUCCUUUAAUGCAUUCUGUUGAGUUUUACCCCAUCUUUGCUGCUUUGUUAGCCCAACAUGUUGCUGUCUUUAACACGUGUUGUCUCUUUCUGCUUAAGCAAAGCUACACUCCCAUUUAUUCGUGUCUUCCAGGCUCUGUCCCAGUAGUUUAGACCUGUAUUUGUUAAAGGGCUCUGUCAGUGCAUCCGUCACCCUGGGCCUGCGCGAUGCUGCUGGCCCUGCCAGGGACUGGCUCUCCGCUGAGUUCUCCUCCAUGCCUGUGCGUGCAGGGACCCCGGAGCUCCCGUGCACUCUGCAGGUCCUCCAAAGCCUGCCGCUGGGGCUUCUCUUAGUUCCAUGGGCUGGACGAGGAGGAGGCAUCAUGUGAUCAGUCUCUCCCCAUCUCCCAGACAAUCUGACCCUUUGAAAGAUGGAGAAAGAGGCCGGCGCCACGGCUCACUAGGCUAAUCCUCCGCCUAGCGGCGCCGGCACACCAGGUUCUAAUCCCGGUUGGGGCCCCGGAUUCUGUCCCGGUUGCCCCUCUUCCAGGCCAGCUCUCUGCUGUGGCCAGGGAGUGCAGUGGAGGAUGGCCCAGGUGCUUGGGCCCUGCACCCCAUGGGAGACCAGGAAAAGCACCUGGAUCCUGGCUCCUGCCAUCGGAUCAGCCCGGUGCGCCCGCCGCAGUGCGCCAGCCGCGGCGGCCAUUGGAGGGUGAACCAACGGCAAAGGAAGACCUUCCUCUCUGUCUCUCUCACUGUCCACUCUGCCUGUCAAAAAAUUAAAAAAAAAAAAAAAAAAGAAAAAAGAAAGAUGGAGAAAGAGGGUUUGAACGUUUUUCCUCCCGGCCGUUCCCGGCUUUCUCUUUGGCUCUCCCCAGCACCUGCUGACUCCUUGAGCCCUUGCUGUGUAUAAAGCCCAGCCCCAGGCCACGGUCCCCUAAUUCUGCUCCGUCUCCUGAUGGGGAGUCAUCCUACGCUGCCAUGGUAGGGCUUUAUGCCUGCUGCCAGGGAACUCCGCAGCGUGCCUCUGUGAUGAUUGGCACGGCUUUGCCAGAACUUCUUUUGCUUUAUCCACUUUCAGAGGAGAAGGUCGGAGCGUGGAAUAAUAGUACUGAAAAACCGUGAGUGUUUUACCCUCUUGGUGUGGCUUCUGGCUAUGUGCGUUUUCUGCAUUUCCUGGGCUUUAUCUCCUGGCUUAUUGGCGAGGGUUUUGCAGCUUGGGAGCCUUUGAGCUACAGCGGUGAGUGGGACCACUGUGCAUAGUUGCUAGCCUUCUGCUGGCAUAUUUUCUUUAUUUUUAAAAAAAUUUAUUUUAUUUAUUUGACAGGCAAAGUUAGAGAAAGAGACACACACACAGAGAGACCACCUGUCUACUGGAUUGCUCCCUAGAUGGCUACAAUAGCUAGAGCUGGGCCAGGCUGAAGCCAGGAGCCAGGAGCUUCUUCCAGGUCUCCCAUGUAGGUGCAGGGGCCCAAACACUUGGGCCAUCUUCCACUGCUUUCCCAGGCCACAGCAGAGAGCUGCAUCGGAAGUGAAGCAGCCGGGACUCAAACCAGCACCCAUAUGGGAUGCCAGCAUUGCAGGCAGCAGCUUUACCCAUUAUGCCACAGCGCCGGCCGCUGGACAUUUCAUAUAAAUGGAACCAUACAACGUGUGGCCUUUUGUCUGAUUUCUUUUGCUUAGUAUAAUAGUGUCUAGGUUCAGCCAUGUUGGAGAAGGUACUUCAUUUUUUUUUAAUUGCCAAAUACUAUUCUAUUGUGUGGCUACAUUCCAUUAUGUUUAUCCAUUCUAAAACUGAUGGAUUUAUUUCCAGUUUUUAUCUGCUAUGAAUAAUGCUACUGUGAAUGUUUGUGCACAGGUUUUCAUGUGCAUGUGUAUUUUCAGUUCUCCUGGGUAUAUACCUAAGAGGGGAGUCGCAGCUCUGUGCUUUAUCUUCAAAGAACUAUGAAAUUCGUUUUACAAAGCAGCUGCAUCAUUUUACACUCCCGCUAACAAUGUAUGAGGGUUCCAAAGUUCUGUACGUCCACACCAAUGCUUGUCAUUUUCUUUUUACUUUAAUUAUUUGAGAGGCAGAGAGACAGAGGGAGAGAGUUUGCAUCCACUGGUUCACUCCCCAGGUGCCACAUUAGCCAGGACCUGGGCCUAGCCUGACGCCAGGUAUCAGAAACUCCAUCCAAGCCUCCCAUGUGGGUGGCAGGAACCCAACUACUCGAGCCAUCACCCUGCCUUCCAGGGUCUGCGUUAGCAGGAUACUGGAGUCAAGAGCCAGAGCCGGAAGUCAAACCCAGGCCCUCCCAUGUGGGGUGAGGGUGUCUUUUUUAUUUUUUAUGUAUUUAUUUAUUUGGAAGGCAGAGAGAAAGUGACUGACAGAUCUCCCAUCUGCUGGUUCACUCACCAAAUGCCAAUACAGCUAAGGCUGGGUCAGACUGAAUCCGGGAGCCAGAAACUCAAUCCAGGCUUCUAUCUAUGUGACGUGACAUGGUUCUGUUUUAUUGUCUUUCAAUCUAGGAUGUUUGGAGUUUACUCUUCCUACUUGUUCCGACUAGAACCUCCAGAACAAUCUUGGAAGAAAGUGAAGAAAGCAGAAACCCUUUUCUUGGUCCUACGCUUAGGGAGAAAGCUUUUAGCCAUUCACCAUUACAUAUGAUGCUUGCUAUGGAUUUUCAUAGAUCCUGUUAUCAAGUUGAGGAAUCAAUAGCUAUUUGAGAAUGGGUAAAUUUUAAUAUAGUUCUUUUUAUAAACAAUUUUUUAAAGAUUUAUUUAUUUAUUUGAAAGUCAGAGUUAUACACACACACAGAGAGAGAGAGGGGUUCCAUCCACUGGUUCACUCCCCAAUUGGCCGCUAUGGCCAGAGCUGCACUGAUCUGAAGCCAGGAGCCAGGAGCUUUUUCUAGGUCUCCCACAUGGGUGCAGGGACCCAAGGACUUGGGCCAUCUUCCACUGCUUUCCCAGGACAUAGCGGAGAGCUGGAUGGUAAGUGGAGCAGCCAGGUCUCGAACUGGCGCCCAUAUGGGAUGCCAGCACUUCAGGCCAGGGUGUUAACCCACUGCACCACAGCGCUGGCCUCAAUAGAGUUCUUAUAAUCAUGUAUCCGUCACGAUUUCUGCCCUGGGGGAUUGUUCAUUAGUGCACCCAUCCCUAACAGAUGCUGUGAAGGUACUUCUGCAAUUCCUCUUGUUUUUGCUUUUAAAGCUUUGCAUUUCACAUUUAGGCUUAUAAUACAUGUAAAAUGUAUUUCAUAGAAAGUACUAACUCAGAGAUGCCAACCCUGUCAUCUAUCAAUUUUCCCAGUGCCAGUUGAUAGCAAUGUGGAAGGACGACAGGAGUUGUCCCAGGGUUGUGCACUGUAUGGCUGCUCCAGCAAAGGGAGGGGGACUGCUGGACAGGGCAGGACCAAAUGGCCACCACCCUGGGUCCUGUGUCACCCACAUUGCAUGGCACAUAGCAGGCGGUCAGCAGGGACUAAGGACUUCAGUUCUGCUGUAGUUGGAACAUUUGUUCCCCUCAGCCUAGCCCCAAAGUCUAACAUUAAUGGCACCAAGAGGGUAGAAACUUAAUCCAAUUAUGGUGUUCAGAGUGGCUGCUUUCCCAGGCCAUGGCAGAGAGCUGGAUUGGAAGUGGAACAGCUGGGACUCGAACUGGCGCCCAUAUGGGAUGAUGGUACUGCAGGUGGCGGCUUUACUGGCUAUGCCACAGCACCGGCCCCAGCGUCCCAUAUCUUAGUGCCAGUUCAGUCCUGGCUGCUCUGCUUCCAACUAGCUUCCCGCUAAUGCACCUGGGAAGGCAGUGGAAGAUGGCCCAAGUGCUUGGGUCCCUGCGCCCAUGUGGGACACCAGGAUGGAGUUCCCGGCUCCUGGCUUUGGCCUGGUCCAGACUUGGCUGUUGCAGCCAUUUAGGGGAUUGAAUCAGGAGAUGCAUGAUUCUCUCUCUCUCUUUCUCUCUCUCUCUGUGUGUGUGGGGAUUGAUUCUGCCUUUAAACUGGCUCUCAUUUGGAAUGCAGGUGUUGUAAGUGGUGGAACACGCAGUGCUGCCGCCAGUGGCUCGAAUAAAUAAAUCUUAAUAAUAAAAAAACCUGCCACCUUCUGAGAACCACUAGUGCCGCUGCCAUGGUGCACGAUGCCACCCUCUACCAGGACUCCUGUAGCGUCUCCCACAUCGCCUCUGCCUCUGCCUCGCCCUCCACUCUGGGCUCCAGGCGGGGGUCCCUUAGAGCUUCCCACCCACCUGAGAGCCAGAGGUCCCGACCCGUUCCCUGCUCCGGGUCGUCUCCUGCCUCCCUCCCCGACCUGCUCCUGCAGCACGCCCUCCUCCCGGCCUCUGCCUGGGACUCAGCUCAGCAGCCCGUGGGAUCCUCUCCCUCUUCCCUCUGCUCUUGCAAGCUUUUGCCUAUCUGUGACCUUUAAUUCAUCACUUGUGUCUUCAGCAGUGUCUUAUCUGCAGCGUGCCCAUCCACCGAGCUUUCAAUAGCAAAAGUGAUGGCUCUUGAUUUUUACAAGUUGCACCUGAUUAGGUUACUUUUCAAAUCUUCCAGGAUUUCUUUUAAAGCUGUACCUUACUACUUCUCUUAUUUCUUUAACAUUUUAAGCAGCUAAUUUCAUUUUUGUACUCCAGAAUUCCAUUACCUUAAACCUUUGGGGCCUGAUACUGUUGUCUGUCUUUCCUGUUGCAUUUCUCCAGGGUGCCUGUGUUUUAUAAUUUUGCACUGUGAGUUCGGGUUUGUCCGGAGUCGCUCAGGGAUUGGGGAGUGUUCUUCCAGGAAGGAUCUGUGGUCGCCUCUGACAGGUGCCCAUGGCGCAAGCAUUCUGGACCACUUUCAGUAGAUUUCUCCCUUGGAGGAUGGUGACGUCAAUUCAGCAAUGAAAAGUAGAGCCCAGAGCCAUGGGAAGCAAAUCUCAAGGGGGGAGUUUUUCUUCAUACAGAGCCCGUAGCCAGAUUUUUUUUUUUUUUUUUUGGUGGCCCCCACACAAGGUUCUACCUCCUAAAGGCUUCUGGCUUUAUAGGGUUCUCUAGUUCCUACUGCACACCUUGAAUGUCACCUCAGCCUCUCUGCAGCACAGUCUGCUUCCCACCUGGCCACUGGCUCCCUCGUCCUCUUUGCCUCAGGGCAUAGCCCUUGCUCUCUUAUGAGCGCAGUUCCAUAUUUAAAAACAUGCUUAUUGUAUGUUCUCCGCGAUCUCGAGAGUUUCUUUAAUCCAUGCAUAGGUAAUACUAUAUUUUCAGUUUUUAAAAUUUUUUAAGAUUUAUUUAUUUGAAAGAGUUAAUGAGAGGCAGAGGCAGAGAGAGAGAGAGUCAGAGAGGUCUUCCAUGCACUGGUUCACUCCCCAGAUGACCGCCACAGCUGGAGCUGAGCCAAUCCGAAGCCAGGAGCUUCUUCCAGGUCUCCCAUGUGUGUACAGGGGCCCAAGGACUUGAGCCAUCCUCUGCUGUUUUCCCAGGUACAUUAGCAGGGAGUGGAUUGGAAGUGGAGCAGCUGGGAGUUGAACCGCCACCCAUAUGGAUGCCAGUGCUACGGGCCAGGGCUUUAACCUGUAGCACCAUAGCGCCAGCCCCCACCAUACGAUCUUUAGUGCUUAGAUCAUCCAAGUGUCUUCAUGGUAAUACAUUAUGGGGAUAGACAAUAAUAUUUAAUCAUACUCUGUUGUUGGACAUUUGUGGUUUUAUUUUAUUAAUAUUUUGCUAUUAACAAGGCCAAGUUUAUUAGAUUUUAAAAAUUAUCAUUUAUUACAAGAUUAGAUCCUUCUACUUCUAUGGUAUUAAGAUAUCAACUUGUAUUUUAAAGGUUUAUUUAUUUUGAAAGUCAGAGUUACAUAGAGAGAGGGAGAGAGAUCUUCCAUUACUGCUUCCCUUUCCAAAUGGCUGCAACAGCCAGGGUUGGAUCAGGCUGCAGCCAGGAGCCAGGAGCUCCAUCUGAGUCUCCCAGGUGGGUGGCAGGGCCCCGGAUUUGAGCCGUCUUCUACUGCCUUCCAGAUGCAUUAGCAGGAAACUGGAUGGGAAACAGAGCACCUGGGACUUGACUGGCGCUCAUAUAUAUAUAGGAUGCCAGCGUUGCAGGUGAUGAUUUAACCUGCUGUGCUACAACACUGGCCCCCACAACAGUACACAUGUGGGAAAGUAAGCAAAUAACCCAAUGAGAACUUUAUUAACUGUAAGAAAGAUAAGGGGCCAGCACUGUGGUAUACCGGGUAAAGCCGCCUCCUGAAGUACCGGCAUCCCACGUGGGCGCUGGUUGGAGUCCCGGCUGCUCCACUUCUGAUCCAGCUCUCUGCUAUAGCCUGGGAAAGUUCUCUGCUAGGACCUUGGACCCCAACACCUGCGUGGGAGACCCAGAAGAAAAUCCUGGCUCCUGGCUUCAGAUCGGCACAGCUCCAGCUGUUGCAGCCAUCUGGGGAGUGAACCAGCAGAUGGAAGACUUCUUUCUUUUUCUCUCUCUGCCUCUGCCUCUCUGUAAAUCUGUCUUUCAAAUAAAUAAACAAACAGACAAAACUCUUUCAGACAAAGACGUAUGAUUAUGUGGGCUUAUUAGUGAAGAAUAUUUACAUAGUGGUUGUAAAGUUACCCUAUGGAAAACAGAAGUUAUUUUAAAAGUGUACAUUGCAUUGUGUAUAGGUUUUUGAAAAUAAACUGUAAUAAAUAACCUUAAACAUUCUGUUAGUGGGAGCAGUGUGCUAGUGUUUAAGAUGCUGGUUGGGACAUCUGUAUCCCGGUCUGAAUGCUUGGGGUCAAGUCCGGACUCUGCUCCCAGUUACAGCUUCCUGUUGGUGCUUAUUCUGGGAGACAGCAGAUGAUGACUCCAAUAGUUGGGUCCCCACCGCCCACCUGGGACACCUGGCUGUGUUCCCAGCUAGUGGUCUGGUCUCGCCAUCUCUCCAAAAGUUGCAGGCUUUUGGAUACUGAACCAGUAGAUGAGAGCUCUGUAUGUCUCUCUUUGUCUGUUUCUCUCAAAUAAACCUUGGAAUAAAAAUUAAACUGCAAUAAAAUAAACUAUUAAGUAAAUUAUCCACCUCAAAAAUAUCACGGUAAGGGGCUGGCAUUGUGGCACAGUGGGUUAAGCCACCUGCUGUGAGUAUUGGUUCCAGUCCCGGCUGCUCCACUUCUGAUCUAGCUCCCUGCUAAUGCACUUGGGAAAGCAGCAGAGGAUGGCCCAAGUACUUGGGCUCCUUCUGCACAUGUGGGAGACCUGGAUGAAGUUCCUGUCUCCUGGUUUCAACCUGGCCCAGCCCUGGCUGUUGUGGUCAUUUGGGAUGAACUGGUGGCUAAUGUGCUUCACAGGCACCUUAGCAGGGAGCUGGAUCAGAAGUGGAGCAGCUGGGACACUAACCUGCACCCUUAUGGGAUGCCAGCACCACAGGUGGCAGAUUUACCUGCUAUGCCACAAUGUUGGCACUGACUACAAUUAAUUUUUUAAAACCACCUCAAGAAGACCAUACUGAGCCUUUAAUAUUGCUAAUUGAAUUUUUAACACAUCCUCAAUUUUGACACCAUUUUUGCAAAGCCUUGUAUCCAAACAGUAUUUCAAGGUUGUAAAACGAGGUCUUAAGACAUAAAGGUCUUUAAUGUCCACAAAAUCUUCAGUAGACUUGGAAAAUGAUAGAUUUUCAGUUCUCCUAGAAGUCCUGCCUUGCUUAGAAGAGAGUUGCUUGUCCUAUUUCCGACCUUAUUUUUUCUUGAGUUAAAAGGGGCACUCUCCUUUUGACACCAACUACAGCUAGAACCAGAAACCACCACAGAGCUACGUGUUAGUCUGUGGCCGGGCACUUUGUAGAGAGAUGAGGUGUCUUCAGCGCACAGUUGUGAGAUUUGAGAGUGUGACACCAGCAUGUGUCUGGUUCUGGCGUGCUCUCUCUGGCUGCACUGAGAGGGAGAAGGUCAAAUGCUAAGGCAAAAAGCCUGAGGGACUCAGGGAUCAGACACGGUCUUUCUGCACAAAGCAGCUCCGUGAGAGCUAACGCAUUGCGUGAGACCUGCAUUAAUCCCGGCUCCGGGAGAUGCCUCCCUGACUCACCCCCAGCCAGCACCUCUCACGCCUGCACACUGGGGCCACGCUUCUGGGACACGAAGCCUCAGGGACCAUUGCAAACUAAGAGAAGGAGGGAGGCAGGAUUCGUGUGCGUCUGUGUGAGGCGUGGUAUGAGCUGGCCAGGUCUUCGUCUUGCAUAGUAAGAUGUAAAAGACAGUGUUCGGAGUGGAAAGAAAUGAAGAAGUAAUGAUAUGAACUCGGUGGUUUAAAAGGAAGAAAUGGACAGAAAGGAGAGAGAGGAGAGUUGAAGUGAUCGGUUCCGUCUUCAGGGUAGGUGUGGGGGAAGGGCUGAGGCCAUGGAACUGCUGUUUGUAGCAUGGCUUUGCCUUUAAAAGCAACCACUGUAAAAAUAUCACUGGACUUCGUCCCAUUAUCCAAAGUAAAAAUACAUGCAGCACACUCUCUCAGAAGGCUCCCUCCCACCUGGCCCACUUUCCUUUCUGCCUUCUCUACUCCUAACUCCUUCUCUUCUUUUAUAUUCUUUCAGGACAUUUUUGCAACUAAGGUGAGUAGAAAUGUAUCUGUCCCUCUCUUCCUCAUGAGAGAGCGUGCUGUAGACCCUGACCCUGGUCUUUUCUCACUCUGUCUAAAGCUAUCGGUGAUACCCGGGGUGACUCCCGCGGCACAGCAUCUGGUUUACCCAAUGCAUUGUCAUCUGCUGAGCCAGGCUUCUGCCAUAUGCUGCCACUGGACGCCUGGGCUCUGUCCAGCCUCUUGGUGCUAUUCAUAAUGCUGCAGUGUGCCCGUGUCAUUUCAAGUGUAAGCAAAUAAAAGGAAGUGGAAAAUGUGUAAUAUAAUUUGUCAAAAAUUCAUAAUUUGCGUGUAAAUAGUGUAUGUCACGGUGAGUUAUUCAGAGGACAAGUUAGCAUUCAUGUAUUUCUCCAAGCAUCCACUCGGCAGAUCAGAGCUCUGGCUCCUCCAGUUUCCCAGGCUGUAGUCACAGCCAGUCGAAGCCCGGCACUUGCCCUCACAGUGUGCUGCUGGGUGAUGAUGUCAUUGUGAAGUCACGUGGCAAAGAGGAGGAAUGACAGUGAGCGGUGGCUGGCAAGAUAACUGUCAUUCACUGUGCCACACCUCAUUGCUUGUGUUUUCUGCAAUAAGUAGUUAUUGCCUUUGUAAAUUAGAAGAAUGCUCAGCUUUUGUUUUUAAGAUUUUAUUUAUUUAUUUGAAAGUCAGAGUUACACAGAGAGAGAAGGAGAGGCAGAGAGAGAGAGAGAGAGAGAGAGGUCUUCCACCCGCUGGUUCACUCCCCAAAUGGCCGCAACCGCUGGAGCUGUGCCGAUCCGAAGCCAGGAGCCAGGAGCUUCUUUCCAUUCUCCCAUGCAGGUGCAGGGCCCAAGGACUUGGGUCAUCUUCUGCUAUCCCAGGCCACAGCAGAGAGCUAGACUGAAGAGGAGCAACCGGGACUAGAACUGGCACCACAGGCAGAGGAUUAACCUAGUGCGCCGCAGUGCCGGCUCCAGAUGCAGAUGCAUAAGGUAGUGCAUCGUGGUGGAAGGAACAUAUUCUCUGGUGUCAGAUAUACUCAGAUGAGGUCCAAUUUUUGGCAGCCUUAGCCUUUCUGAGCCUCCAUUUCACCACGCAUAAAAUGGGGAUGAUAAUAUGUAAUUGGGUGUUUAAUUUUUUUUAGACAGAAUUUAAAAUAAUGCAUGGGAGAUGCCAGGGACCCUGAAAUAAAUGGUGGUUUCUACGAAUAUUCAUCAUGCAAGCCGGGAUGUGUCCGGAGGAGGGGCAGUGAUACAACUUGGAGGCGGUGUUUGCCGGAGGUUAGCAGUCCUUGAGGUCAAAUCUGGCUCCUAAAAAGAGUCAAGGGAAUCGUGGACCUAACGGCUGCCUCAGAAGCCUGCCAUCGCCCGCUAUGUGGGGCACAAUGGCACCCCCAACAGGUGCAAAUGCACUCUCUUCAUUGCUGCUGCUGGUGACCAUGGCAGGUUGUGCCUGUCAGCAGUGCGGCAAGGGGAGGACGUACUCCAACGCCGUCAUUUCGCCCAACCUGGAAACCAUCCGAGUCAUGCGCGAGCCCCAGACGUCCCCGGUGGAGGACUGCACCGCCGCUUGCUGCGACCUCCCCAGCUGUGACCUGGCCUGGUGGUUUGAGGGCCGCUGCUUCCUGGUGAGCUGCCUGCGCCAAGCGAACUGCGAGCCCAAGAAGAUGGGGCCCAUCAGGUCUUAUCUCACGUUCGUGCUCAGGCCUGUGCAGGGCUCUGCACAGCUGCUGGACUACGGGGAGAUGAUGCUGAACAGGGGCUCCCCCUCAGGAGUCUGGGGGGACCUGCCUGAGGAUAUUCGAAAGGACUUGCCCUUUCUAGGCAAGGACCGGAGCCUAGAGGAGAUGUCUGAGUACCCGGAUGACUACGGGGAGCUAGAGCAGGACCUCCUGCAGCCGGUCAGCAAGCAGGAGCCCCGAGGGAGGGCUGGGGACACUGGCUGGGGCCUGCUGCCCGGGAGCGAGGGAGGUUUCAACUCCUCUGCGGGCGACAGCCCAGCACCAGCGGAGAAGCCACUGGACCCUGAGCUCCGUGACCUGGACCCAGCACGCCGGAAACCCAACGUGUCAGCUUGGACCCCUGCCCCCAAACGCUCCCCUGAGAGAAGCUUGGUGACGACCCCAUCUUCAGGAGAGGUGUUAGAGAGAGACAAGGCUUUUCCGCUCCAGGAACAAUCCAGCAACAGCUCUGGAAAAGAGGUGCUAAUGCCUUCUGAGAGUCCUCCAACCAGUAUGGAGCCCAGCUCGGCCCCAUCAGAGAAAAGACCUGUUAUUACCAUCAGCCCCUGGAGCACAGUGCACAGCGCCCCACCGCUCCCCACCAGCGCAGUCCCCACUGGCUCCACUCUACCCGAGCAGCCCACCUCUCCUACCCUUGCUCCCGGGACAGGUGUAACCUUCAGAAAUUACAGCUUGAAAGAACUCAAAGUGUCUGCUGGAGAAAACCAGGAAAUAACUUUACCCAACGCGGAAGUCCAACUGGAGGCCUUCGUUGUGCCGGCGCCCCCUGCAGAAACAACCUACAACUAUGAAUGGAGUCUAAUAAGCCACCCUGCAGACUACCAAGGGGAGAUAAGACAAGGACACACACAAACCCUUAACCUCUCUCGACUGUCAGCAGGGUUUUAUGCCUUCAGAGUGGCUGUUUCCAGUGAAAAUGCCUUUGGAGAAGGCUUUGUCAAUGUCACCGUUAGGCCAGCCAGAAGAGCCAACCUGCCUCCCGUGGCGGUCGUCUUGCCCCAGACACAGGAACUCAUCCUGCCUGAGACAUCCGCACUCUUCGACGGCAGCCAAAGCACAGAUGAUGCUGAAAUAGUGAGCUAUCGCUGGGAAGAGGUUGGCGGGCCUCUCCUGGGCCCCCAGGCCUCGGUGGACUCCCCGCUCUUGCACUUGUCAAACCUCGCUCCUGGGAACUACACGCUCAGGUUGACCGUAACAGACUCGGAUGGAGCCACUAACUCCACUACGGCAGCCCUGAUAGUCAGCAAUGCUGUGGACUGGCCGCCAGUUGCCAACGCGGGCCCAAAUCAGACCCUAACUUUGCCCCAGAAUUCCAUCAUUUUGAAUGGAAACCAGAGCACGGAUGAUCACCAGAUUGUCCUCUAUGAGUGGUCGCUGGGUCCUGGGAGUGAGAGCAAGGAGGUGAUCAUGCAGGGAGCGCAGACCCCAUACCUGCAUUUGUCUGCCCUGCAGCAAGGAGAGUACACCUUCCAGCUGGCGGUGACGGAUUCUGCGAGGCAGCAGUCCACCGCGGUGGCCACCGUCCUCGUGCGGCCAGAGAGCAACAGGCCUCCGGUGGCCGUGGCUGGCCCCGACAAGGAGCUGGUCUUCCCCGUGGGGAGCACGGCCCUGGACGGGAGCAGCAGCAGUGACGACCACGGCAUCGUCUUCUACCGCUGGGAGCUGGUCAGAGGCCCCAGUGUGGUGGAGAUGGAAAAUGUGGACAAGGCAGUAGCCACCGUGACUGGCCUUCAGGUGGGCGCCUACUGCUUCCGCUUAACGGUGAGAGACCAGCAGGGACUGAGCAGUACGUCCACCCUGACGGUGGCUGUGAAGGUGAAGAAGGAAAAUAAUAGCCCUCCCAGAGCCCGGGCUGGUGGCAGACAUGUUCUUGUGCUUCCCAAUAAUUCCAUUACUUUGGAUGGUUCAAGGUCAACCGAUGACCAAGGAAUUGUGUCCUAUCUGUGGAUCCGGGAUGGCCAGAGCCCCGCAGCUGGAGACGUCCUCGAUGGCUCUGACCACAGCGCAGCCCUACAGCUCACCAAUCUGGUGGAGGGCGUCUACACUUUCCAGCUGCGAGUCACCGACGGGCAGGGUGCCUCGGACACAGACUCUGCCACCGUGGAGGUACAGCCAGACCCUAGGGAGGGUGGCCUGGUGGAGCUGAUCCUGGAGGUGGGCGCUGGGCAGCUGACGGAGCGGCAGAAGGGCACCCUGGUGAGGCAGCUGGCCGUGUUGCUGCGCGUGAUGCACUCGGACAUCAAGGUUCAGAAGAUCCAGGCCCACUCGGACCUCAGCACCACGGUUGUGUUUUACGUGCAGAGUGGGCCACCUUUCAAGGUUCUCAAAGCUGCUGAAGUGGCCCGAAAUCUACAUAUGCGACUGUCCAAGGAGAAGGCGGAUUUUUUGCUUUUCAAGGUCUUGAGGAUUGACACAGCAGGGUGCCUCCUCAAGUGUUCUGGCCACGGCCACUGCGACCCCAUCACAAAGCGCUGCAUCUGCUCCCAGCUGUGGAUGGAGAACCUCAUCCAGCGUUACUUCCGGGGCGGCGAGAGCAACUGUGAGUGGAGUGUAUUCUAUGUGACAGCGCUGGCUUGCCUGCUCACCGUGAUGGCGGGAGGCUUAACGCGGGUUUGCAUCUGCUGCUGCAAGAGACGGAAAAGGACAAAAAUAAGGAAAAAGACAAAGUACACCAUCCUGGAUAACAUGGACGAGCAGGAAAGAAUGGAGCUGAGGCCCAAAUACGGGAUGAAGCACCGAGGCACAGAGCACAGCUCCAGCCUGAUGGUGUCUGAGUCUGACUUUGACAGUGACCAGGACACCAUCUUCAGCCGAGAAAGGAUGGAGAGGGGGAACCCCAAAGUGUCCAUGAACGGCUCUGUCAGAAAUGGGGUCUCCUUCGGGUACUGCUCCAAAGACAGGUAAGGGAGCAGCUGGAAGUGGAAGGCCCUGCACAGGAACCCUGGAACCCAGGACCUCGAUUGGCAGCGAAAGCUGUGAGUAGUGCAGCCUCAUCCUCCCACAGUGGCCUGGACCUGUGCUCUGCUAAUUAAAGGGCCUGUGUGCUCGGCGGCAGAAAGCAAAGCCAAAAUACUGCUCCUUUAACUGGAUUGCUUGCCAGUAGGAAUGAGAACUGGGUAACGCUUCAUGCACUUAAAAGACUGCCUGUCUUGUAGCUGGUACAAUAUUCUAUUGCCCGUGUCAAAAUACAGAUGAACACCUGUUUCUAUCUGUGGCUUCUUAGGAAAGACUCCCUUUGAACCAGGGCUCGGUGAGGGCUGAGUUUUCACUAGGUAUCUGUAUGUACCUCUAAGGCAAGCUUUCCAAACACGGUUUCUCUUGUUGAGCCUGCAAUCGGACGGCUGUGUGUAUGGAAAGGGGUUAUUUGGGAGGCCUGCAUCACCCCUUGUGCAGCGAGCGUUCUGUGCUGACCACAGCAUCCACGUGCUGUGUUUUCAUUAUGGUACUUGACUGGCGAGUGGCAGAAGUAAAAAGUUGAUGUGUGUGAUUUUUGUAAAACAGUUUCUUUGCUUAUGCGUACGCCUUGUGCACAGCUAACCAGUUCAAUGCUAGUUAUGGCACUAGGAGGAAAUGUGAUACUUUUUACCCCAGUGUUUGGCUUCAUCAUCUCAGAAUCUGCCCUUGCUAGUGCCCAGGGCUGCGUUGCUUUUGUGCACGCCAGGUGGCAGCCCAGGUAUGAGCCUGAUGGUGGAGAAAGCAGAAACCCCCUGCUUGAAGACUCGGACAUACGCAGUGAGCGUACUCAAGUCGUCCUUAGGACCAGGAGAGUCUCUGUUCUCCGGUUGCAGAACGCCCUCUGCAGGCCUGGAGAGGUGCAGCAACUUGCCCCAGGUCCCAGCCAGCAAGUGGUGGCUCUGGGAACUGGGUGCAAACUUUAUUUCAAUGGAAGGAUCCAUGCAUGCCACCUCCCCUCCCCUCCCGCCACUGCACAAAGAACCCUGGCUCUGGAGAGAGCUGGACCCCAGAAUGUGGGGUCGGUCGGGCAUUUGCAGGGCUUGCUGGUUGACAUGUGCUUGCAGUCUCUGGUUUAGGUUCAAGGAAGGAAGGAGGAUUCAAACCCACAGCGCUUGCGGGUUAAGCAUGUUUAUGUCUAAAGAACCUCCUGAAAAACAUGCAAUGGGAUAAGACAAUGGAUGACCCAGUGCCAGCCGUGCUGCUCCCUUGGGCAGGGAGCAGGGGCGGCCCGGCCCCCAGGGACUGUGCUUUGUGUCUGGGUUUAGGUGCAUAAGUGUAUAAUUUCCCCCAGGUGUCCGCAAGAUGUCAUUCCUAAUAUAACGCUAUGAAAUAUUUGUACUAACCUAAAUAACGGCAUCUGGGCUUUCUGCAAUGCGUAGUGAGAUUUCAGGGAAAAUGGGUUGUCUUCACGCUUCUGUGUGCAGGGAUGGGGAACCUGUUUUUCUGCCAAGGGCCAUUUGGACACUCAUAACAUCACCCGUGGGCCAUGCAAAAUUCUCGACUUAAAAAGAAGCCUGCUACAGAUUGAAUGACUUUCAAGCCUCACUUGUGGCUGCCUUGGCGGGGUUGGGCGGGGUGGGGGACAGACCAAACAUUCCCCACCCCUGGGGGAGGGAUUUCCCUUGAGGGUGGAUCAGACACAACUGCCGGCCCCUGUUUUUGCACACCCCGAGAGCUCAACAAAUGGGUGCGAUGUUUUCAAAUGGCUGAAACAAAGUCCAAAAAAUAUUUUGUAACACACGAACUAAAUGAAACUCCUAUUUGUGCUUAUCAAUAAAGUUUUAUUGG
Oryctolagus cuniculus (rabbit) is the source of this 18277-nucleotide messenger RNA. The record is from RefSeq and is a predicted model, not a curated record. Lineage: Eukaryota; Metazoa; Chordata; Mammalia; Lagomorpha; Leporidae.